CUUCCUAGAACCAAACAAACCCACUCACUCUGUUUUCUCUGUUCAAACAGAGUUCACUUCACAUAAUAAUAAUAAUAACAACAACAUUUAACUUUCCUUCGUUUCUUCACUCUGUUUCCAUGCUUCCCAUAACACUGUUCUUCACACCAUCACGUUCCGUUGCCAUCGACAAGUUUCUAUUCCCCUUCCAGUGACUCUCUCUCUCUCUCUCUCUCUCUCUCACACACACACACACACACACAAACACACGUUGUUCUAUAAUGGACUCGUUCAGUUUCAACAACCUCCAAGCAGAGAAAGCCAACGCGAUUCUGAAACACCGGAAGCUCCAAAGGGUUGCAAGCUUGCUGCGAAUCCUGGAAGUGUGCGCUGUUUUGGUCUUGGUAUCGAGGGUCUCCAUGCAUCUACCAGUUGCACUCAGAAACUCCGGCGAGUACUUCAGAGACUUGUCUCUCUUCAUGCAUAGUCCUCGCUUCGUUUUCUUCGUCGGAAACGUCAUCAUCAUCACGCUCUUCGCGCAGUUCUCCGCUCAGGGCUCCGCCAGAAACCUUGGAGAACAGAACCUGUAUCAGGAGUUUGUCCACAACAGCGCAAAAGAUCAAAGGCACGUGGAAACGGUGGUGGUGGCAGAGUGCGGGAAAAAGAAACAGAGGAUCCGUCCGUCUCCCACCCUCUACAAACCUUCUCCUCCCCUGUUUUCAUCCUCUGUUUCUUUUUCCCGCACCCUGCCACCACCACCGUUUCCACGUGCCUGUGAUCUUUUGCGCUGUUGUGGACAAACUCCUGAUACAGGUUCUGUUCUCCAAGGUUUCUGGCGGAGCCCUGAGCGGAGAACUGCGCGAAGAGCGUGA
Molecule: messenger RNA, 851 nt
Organism: Cajanus cajan (pigeon pea)
Lineage: Eukaryota; Viridiplantae; Streptophyta; Magnoliopsida; Fabales; Fabaceae
Source: RefSeq, a predicted model, not a curated record